AUUGCCACACACAGCAGGGCAACACAACACAACACACCAGGAGCAUCCACACAGCAAACAUCCCAUCAGCUUUAGACAUUGAUUCUGACAGCAGCACCUGACCUGCGCAGCAUCAGCACCAGAAGAAGAAGAAGCUGAUCACUGAAAGCAGUAGCACAUCAUCAUCACAACAGUAGGAGGCGAGCAGAUCACAUCAUGCACUGGACUUUCCUCGCGUACAUACUUAGAUCUGUUUCCUAAACCACACGCACUGGGAAUGGACAGCUAUCUCUGAUCUCAGUCAGUAGAGCUUUUUCAGGACACACCGGACUGAUAAAAAAAAAAAGUUCUCUGUUAUUUAUAACGCAUUCAUUCCUUCACACUUGAAGGAAAGUGUUGCACGUGCGUUUUCAUUUCUGUAAACGCCUGUAGCUGUACAUUCAACUACUAAAACUAAAAGGCAUAUGCGUUUUAAAGUUGAAAUAAUAUCAGGAUAUACUUUGAUUUAAGAUUUUAGGAGUUAGUGUGUCACUUUAUGGUAAGUUUCCUAAACUGACAACGGACCCUAAUUAUUUGUCAGAAUUUACAUAUAGAGACAGUCAGAACUUUCAUUUAUCGGUGGAUAUGGUUAAAUGAUGAAGUUUUAAGGAAGUUCACUUUUAAAACAUUCGGAGCGCUUGAAACUUUUACGCGUAAAAGCGCACAGGACGCGCAAAGAAGGCGGCAGUCUACCAUCAUCAUCAUCAUCAACAUCAUCACCAACCCUGUAAAAGCAACGGUUCUCUCUUCUGAAAGCAGAAAACAAGACGUAGAAUGGCUGAUGAGCUUGUUUCCAUCACUAAUGGGAUUGUGCUGCUGUGAUUUGUCGGACCGGAGGGAAGGUUGAUCCACACACACUCGGUUGGUGCAGCAUCGCGGUGCGCGCUCGGGGAUGAUCAGGAUCUUCCCGGAUUUCAGUGUUCAGGUGACGGCGGCGGCGGCUGCAGGUCCGGGAGCCGGUGGAGGGAUGCCGGCUGCGUCCAGAGUCCCGGGAGCUACUAACGGGAAUCCGCAAAACGUCCAAGGCUUGACGUCUUACCAACAAAGCGAGCCAUACUGGGAGAGGUCUGCUAAUGCAAGCUCCUGCUCCGCCACUAGGCCCAAGACACUCCACCUUGGAGGGCAACAACAUACCUCAUCACCAUGGUUGCAGGCUCUAAGGAAGGAGAAGUCUCGUGACGCCGCUCGCUCGCGCCGGGGGAAGGAAAACUUCGAGUUCUACGAGCUGGCAAAGAUGCUUCCGCUCCCCGGCGCCAUCACCAGCCAGCUGGAUAAGGCCUCCAUCAUCCGCCUAACAAUCAGCUACCUUAAGAUGAGGGACUUCGCCAACCAGGGAGACCCGCCGUGGAACCUGCGCAUCGAAGGACCUCCGCCCAACACCUCAGUCAAAGCUAUCGGGUCCCAGCGGAGGCGGAGCCCCAGCAUUGUUGCCUCGGAGAUCUUUGAGCCUCACCUUGGCAGCCACAUUCUGCAGCUGUUUAGCAUGCAAGUAAAUGAAGGAUGA
This is a messenger RNA of Pimephales promelas (fathead minnow), 1522 nucleotides long. The record is from RefSeq and is a predicted model, not a curated record. Lineage: Eukaryota; Metazoa; Chordata; Actinopteri; Cypriniformes; Leuciscidae.